Messenger RNA from Aureobasidium subglaciale EXF-2481, 693 nucleotides. RefSeq names its product glycoside hydrolase family 11 protein. Lineage: Eukaryota; Fungi; Ascomycota; Dothideomycetes; Dothideales; Saccotheciaceae. The transcript has 2 exons. The record is from RefSeq and is a predicted model, not a curated record. Gene Ontology annotation, biological process: xylan catabolic process. Gene Ontology annotation, molecular function: hydrolase activity, hydrolyzing O-glycosyl compounds. Bases 1 to 693 code for a protein of 230 amino acids.
AUGGUCUCUUUCAAGAACAUCUUCUGCGCCUUGUUGGCUGCUACCACGGCGCUGGCCGCCCCCUUCGAUUUCCUCACCGAGGAUGUUGAGGACGGAAACUCGACUCUUGUCAAGCGACAGAGCACCCCCAGUGCUGAGGGUACUCACAAUGGAUACUUCUACUCCUGGUGGACUGAUGGUGGCGGUUCUGCUCAGUUCACCCUGGGCGAGGGCUCGCGCUACUCUGUCAAGUGGACCAACACUGGCAACUUUGUUGGCGGCAAGGGCUGGAACCCUGGCACUGGACGCACCAUCAACUAUGGUGGAGCUUUUAACCCCUCAGGCAACGGCUACCUCGCUGUAUAUGGAUGGACCAGAUCUCCCCUUGUCGAAUACUACGUGAUCGAGUCCUUCGGUACAUACGACCCCAGCAGUGGUGCUCAGUACAAGGGCAGCUUCUCCACCGAUGGUGGAAACUACAACGUCUACGUUUCCACCCGCACAAACCAGCCCUCCAUCGACGGUACCCGCACCUUCCAGCAAUACUGGUCUGUUCGUCAGGGCAAGCGUGUCGGUGGGAGCGUAAAUAUGGCUGCUCACUUUUCAGCAUGGUCGCGUUUUGGACUCAAUCUUGGACAGCACUAUUACCAGAUUGUUGCUACCGAAGGCUACCAGAGCAGCGGCUCUUCUGACAUUUAUGUCCAGACCAAGUAG